GUUCAUUAUCUUUAUUGGUGAAUGAAAGAUAUUUAAAAGUGUAACCAGUUAAAGUUUUAUGCUUACAGCACAUUGUUAUUGUCUUGAAUAAUUUUUUUAUAACAAUCUUCAUUGUGAUUUAAAAUGAAUGAAGAGACUAAUAGUGCUUUGCAAUUUGAUGAUGGACACGAAGAUGGCAGAAAAGCAGAUAAAAAAGAGACUGAAUUGAUUUGUGAGAAAGAUACUGCAAAAAUAAACAUUGAAAACAGUGAACAAUCUUUUUUAGGAAAAUCAAAAACUGAUGAUAGUUUAGUUCCAUCUAUAGAUUUUUGCGAUCCUGACUAUAAGGUGGAUAAUCUUUUCAAUGAAAAACAAAGUUCAAAUUCAAUGCAACAUGAUACUGCCUCGACUAAUAAUGUUGAAAUAUUACCUGAUAAAGAACCCAACUUAUUUGAAGUUCCAUUAGAUACCAAAGACUUUGAUGUUGAAAUUAAGCAUGAAUCUACUGAAGACCACAAAAAUAAGUUACUUAUGGUAUCUUCUCAUCCCAAUAAAAAAGAUAAAAGAAAAGAAAUAGAGAAAAGAUUUUCAUGUGAACACUGCGAAAAGCGUUUUGCUUAUAAUCGUCAAUUGGUAAAACAUAAUCGCAUUCAUACUGGUGGAAAACCUUACAAAUGUAGCGAUUGUAAUUUUGUUUUUAAACGUAAUGAUCAUUUAAUUCGUCAUCAAAAAACCCAUUCUGCUGAAAAACCUUUUAAGUGUGAAAAUUGUGAUGGUGCUUUCAAAAGAAAAGAUCAUCUUCUUCGACAUAACCGAACACAUUCUGCAGGAGAAAAAAUUACAAUUAAUGAUGAACAAAGAAUAAAUUUUCAAACCAAAGCAGAUGUUAUUGGAGAUAAUAAAAUUCAUACACGAUCAUAUAAAUGUGAAAAAAAUUUUACAAAGAUAGAAAGUAUAACAGCAUCUAUUAAAACAAACAAAGAUUUCUGUCCUCAAAUAAAAGAAAACAUGUGUCUUAUUUGCUCAAAAACUUUCACAAGAAAAUCACAUAUUGCAAGACACAUGAAAAUCCAUAGUGGAAGUAAAGAAAAGCUUUCUACAAAUGGAGAGGCUAUGAAUGAAGAAGCUAUGAAUGAAGAAGCUACAAAUGAAGAAGCUACGAAUGAAGAAGCUACGAAUGAAGAAGCUAUGAAUGAAGAAGCUAUGAAUGAAGAAGCUAUGAAUGAAGAAGCUAUGAAUAAAGAAGCUACGAAUGAAGAAGCUAUGAAUGAAGAAGCUAUGAAUGAAGAAGCUGUGAAUGAAAAAGCUAAGAAUGGAGAAGCUAAAAAUGAAGAGGCUUUGAAAAGUGAAAGUUGUGAGACAUUCCCAGGUCCCCAGUAUAAAAUGAAUGAAGAGAGAAAUAGUGUUUGGGAAUUCACCAAAGAUGGCGGGCAAAUGCUAGCAAAAUUAAGAGUUGAUUUGGUCCGACCUGAUGAUCAAAAUGUAUUUGGAAUGGUAGAUAGUUUUAAAAAAGAGAGUGAUAAUGAUUGUGAAACAGGUAUAACGAUAAAAGUUCAAAACAAUGAUGAACAGUCGCUAUGUUCUUUACAACAAUCAAAAAUAAAUUGUUUAAUCCCAUCUAUAGAUUUCUAUAACCCAGCCUGUGACACCCAAAAACGUUUAGGAGAUUCUGCAGGAGGUAAUUUUUCAGAUAAACUUAACUCAAACGAAACACAACAUAAUAUUGCAAUGAGUGUUAAUGAUGAUGCUUUACCUGAUGAGAAACCCAAUUUAUUUGAAAUUUCUUUGAGUUCUUUAAAGGGUAUCAGAACUGAAAUGGAAAUCGAAUUAGUUGGAAAUAACGAAAAGGAAUUGCAUAAUAAGCCUGCUCAUCCAAUUAAAAAAAUCCAGAGUAUCAAUAAAAAAAAACAAAUAAAAAUGGAUAAAAGAGAAAAAAGAUACUCAUGCGAACACUGUGAAAAGCGUUUUGCUUCUAAUCACCAUUUGAUAAAACAUAAUCGCAUACAUACUGGUGAAAAACCUUACAAAUGUAGCGAUUGUGACUUUGUAUUUGGGCGCAACGAUCAUUUGAUUCGACAUAAAAAAACCCACUCUACUGAAAAACCUUUUAAGUGUGAUAAUUGCGACGGUUCUUUUAAACGAAAGGAUCAUCUUUUGCGACAUAGUCGUACACAUUCAGCAGAAAAAAAAAUUGCUUGUGAUGUAUGCAAUAAGCUAUUUAAAAGUAAAGAAGAUGUUAAUGGACAUAUGAAAACCCACACACGGCCUUAUAAAUGCGAAAAAUGCGAAAAAUCAUUCGCUAAGAAAGAAAAUAUUAGAGCGCAUAUGAAAACCCAUGAAGAAUUUUGUUCUUCUCAAAUAAAAGAAAAUAUGUGCCUUAUCUGUUCAAGAACUUUCACAAGAAAGUCUCACGUUGCUAGACACAUGAAAAUACACGGCGGAAAUAAAGAACAGCUUUGUGCAAAUGAAGGAGUCGUGAAUAAGGACAAUGGCGACAUUACUAGUGUCACGGUCAGCCAAGCAAUUGAGGACCAUUUUAAUAAUGAAAAGCUAUUAAGCAAUGACACCGUUAUCACUAUCGAUGUGACCAAUAGCAGUUUGAAUUAAACAAAAACUAUAGACUAAAGUCGACAUCUAAUUUAAAUAAUGCGAGUUCUCUUUAUUUAAUUUCAAAUAAUUGGAAUUGUAAUAUAUAAUCGUAUAUUGUCUUUAUUUACGUAAAUUCCAAUGAAUAAAGGAAAUUCCAAAGUA
This is a messenger RNA of Hydra vulgaris (swiftwater hydra), 2730 nucleotides long. The record is from RefSeq and is a predicted model, not a curated record. NCBI's taxonomy places the organism in Eukaryota, Metazoa, Cnidaria, Hydrozoa, Anthoathecata, Hydridae.